This is a messenger RNA of Miscanthus lutarioriparius, 459 nucleotides long. The record is from the annotation of a GenBank genome assembly. NCBI's taxonomy places the organism in Eukaryota, Viridiplantae, Streptophyta, Magnoliopsida, Poales, Poaceae.
AUGGCUUCAAAGCAGCAGAAACAGUUCCUGGAUAAUGAAGCCAUGAUCGAGCAGCCAACACCGAAGGACCGUGAGGGUGCAUGGCCCUCACUGCUGACAAUCAUCGGCUUUGCAUUCCUAACCUUCAACUCAUUCAUGGCCGUGUACAGGUCAAAUGGAGAUGUUGGAGCUAUCUCCUUUGUGGCCUUCUCUUACUCGGUCCUCGUUCUGCUGUUCUACUGCCUGCGUCGGUUCGAGACAACCCCACCGGAGUCUCCCAGCCGGGACCGCAUAAAAAUGGUGGUGUGGUUACUCACCACGUUGCUCACUGCUGCGUUCUCAUACAAGGUGGCAGCAAUUAUGCCACUCCCUGUGCAGGUGCUUGUGUGGGCAAUGGCAGGAGCAACUGUGCUCGGUGGUUUUUAUGCUUUCUUCAUCCACCAGGAGAAAGCCGCCCAGCUGGACCCCCCAAAACCAUAA